Impatiens glandulifera is the source of this 1080-nucleotide messenger RNA. RefSeq names its product aspartic proteinase CDR1-like. The record is from RefSeq and is a predicted model, not a curated record. Lineage: Eukaryota; Viridiplantae; Streptophyta; Magnoliopsida; Ericales; Balsaminaceae. The coding region runs from base 1 to 1080 and encodes 359 amino acids. Gene Ontology annotation, cellular component: extracellular region. The transcript has a single exon.
AUGAAACUCCCCAACAACCAUGCGGCGGAAACUACUAACAUCGAAUCGACAGUUGUGGCUGCUUCUUUUUCAUCGUAUCUCAUGGAGAUUUACGUUGGCACACCGCCUGUGAAACAAAUGAUGUCCGUGGACACGGGGGCCAGCAUGUCAUGGAUUCAGUGCCUUCCAUGUGAGCAUUGUUACCAUCAAACUGUACCCGUAUUUAAUCCUUAUCAGUCAUCAUCAUAUCAAAUAUUGGGAGAUUAUGAGCAUGAGUGUAUGUUAUUAGAUGACAAACGUGAUUUUACUAAAUUAAAUGGAAUAUGUAACUAUGCUAUAUGUUUCCUUGACGGUAAAUUUAGCUAUGGGGUACUAGGUAAGGAAACUUAUACAGUUGGGGGCACUUCCAUCCAACACAUUGCUCUAGGGUGCGGGCAUAACAAUGUAGGACAAUAUGAGCAACAGAGCAGUGGUAUGAUUGGGCUUGGAGAUGGUCCUCUCUCAUUCAUUGGUCAGGCUAAUGCUUAUAUUCAUGGAAGGUUUACAUACUGCCUAGUAUCUGAUCAAUUCGGUUCAAACCCAAAUGCAAGGAGUAAGAUUAGCUUUGGACAUAGUCUGGACGGGCCUAUUUCCACCCGGUUGUUGAAGAUUCCUGGGCAAUCACACUAUUUUAUCACAUUGAAAUCAAUCAUCGUUGGAGAUACAAUAAUUCAAUUGAGAAGAGAAUCCGGUAACCUCUUGAUGGACACAGGCUCUACUCUAACCUUUUUUCCCACGUACGUGAUUGAAAAAUUGAUGGAUGCAUUAAGACGAAGGAUUAAUAAAAGACCAAUAGAUGUUCCAAAUGAACUUUGCUAUGAAAUUAACACCAAUAUCCCUACAAUCACCCUCCAAUUUGCUAAUGGCGCUAAAUUAGCUUUGUCAAAGAAGAACACUUUUAUUAUAUACGCCGGAAAUUGGUUGUGUUUGGCAAUGAAAGAAGAUAAUGUUUUAUCCGUAUUGGGGAACCGGGCACAAAUAGACUUCUCAAUUGGAUAUAAUAUUCCCGCUGAGAUGGUCUCUUUUGAUCCAACUGAUUGUUCAACCCAUAUAAUGCCAUAG